AUGCGAGGUGAAUGUAUCCUCCGACCUACGAUAUCCGGUAUAGUCAAUGACCUCCAGAUCAUAAAACUCCUCGAGCUCCUAAAAACAAAAACAACCGAAUCUCCCUAUUCUCUUGCCAAAUGCCUCUGUACCAUAAAAGCAGUUUUUUCUAAACCGUACUUUCCAACAACUGUCUUUGGGAAACGCAAGACAGUCUCAUUCGACUUUUCUGGAGUGUCAUAUAUAGUAGAAUUCACUGCAUGUGCCGAAGCACACUCGCAAGACAUAAGAAUGGAUGUGGAUAGCCCAGUAACACAGCAUAAUAACCAUAUCGGAAUCUCCCAGUCGAUUAUCAUGGGCAAUAGUAAUAAUAACGGCAGCAGUAGCAGUAUUAAUAAUGCUAAUAUUAUCAGUGCACAACCGCCUCAAUUCCUAAAACCCUCGAUCGAUGAUAUAUUAGGAGAUGAUCAAAUGGUGCGGUUCGUGACAAUACUCAAAGACAAAGUUCGGGAAUCCCCGACUACAAUGGCGACUUUGCUCGCCUGCAUCAAAUCAGUUUUGGAGUCAUCCGGCAUCAAAGAGCGACUCUUUCCAAACAGAAUAAGAUUUCACCAUGGCGAUGAUACCGCUUUUCGAGAAUACGUUGUCGAAUUUAACUCUUCGUGUGAUCGAACGUUUUCCGAGCACGAAACCAAUGGAAAUAUUAUUGGAAUUGAUGUAUGGCAUGUCAAUGUCGGGAAUUUGUCGAAUAUAAAGCGAAAGAGGGGGAGUGAUGUUCAUGAGGAAGAGGAUAAUUUCGUACAUCACAACAUGCCCAUGAAAAGGCGGGCUGCGGAUAAGCAUAAAGCACCGCCUUUGAGCUGCGAAGCAGUGAAACGUCUAUUCAGCUCAAUAUCCAAACAAACGCUUCUUCAGCGUCUCGAAGAAUCAAAAUCCCUCAUUUCCUCCAUCACCGAAUCAUACUUCAACAUCAGACAGUCGUCCAAUGCUAAAUCGCCUACCAGCUCUUCACGCCUAAACCUUCUUUGCCACCUUUUGCAAUCACCGCCAACGUCCCGCAUAGAUGGAAUUUCAUCAAAAGUGUUUUCGAAUUUAGAACUGUAUAAACUCUUUACAACUUACAAUGCAUACAAGGAAGAUUUAGCUAGACUUGCGCAGACGGAAGCACCGAGUCCGGCAAAAAAGGUUCAAGAAUUUACACAAACUUCAACAGAAGCGUCAGUAAAGUUUCCCACAUAUUCCAGCUUCAUCGAUCCAACAGUAACACUCCACAUCAAAGAGCAAACUGGUGGACGAGAAGUAGGCAAACAUCGUCUCAAUUGUGCAUGGCGUCUAUCUAUUCUUUGUGAACUUCUUGGCAAGGGCGUCUUACUUAUGACCAAAGAGCUUUCUGGUGCAAAGCUUGAGCGUAUUCUUGUCGAAGAGUUUUCAAAGUUAACCGACUUUCUGAAAAAUCCCGAAAACCAUGAUUGGGUAGCACAGGUGAAAGAAAAAUUGGAUCUCCUCGGGUUUGAUGAUGUAUACUCGCCAUUAGCGGAAGCGGACAUUGUAUAUGCGCCAAGCGAAUCUGUUGAUAUUUCCGAUGUGACUAGUGCCGGAAAUGAAAAGGAAGAUAGUAGAGAUAAUACGGUUAUGGACACUUCUGAGAGUGUUUCUAGUGUAUCUCCAGUACCUCAAAGACAGCAGCAGCUACCAUUGGCUCUGGAGCCGGAUGAGGAGAGGACGGAGAUUCCAGAAGUGAUUAAAGCAGAACCGCUGGCAACAGUUGCUAGUGUAAACAUAUCAUCGUCUAACGCGACGCCUCUCACUUGGGUCAAGGAAAAUAAUAUCGCAGGGACUUAUUGA
Molecule: messenger RNA, 1824 nt
Organism: Paraglomus occultum
Lineage: Eukaryota; Fungi; Glomeromycota; Glomeromycetes; Paraglomerales; Paraglomeraceae
Source: the annotation of a GenBank genome assembly